Molecule: messenger RNA, 2348 nt
Organism: Pundamilia nyererei
Lineage: Eukaryota; Metazoa; Chordata; Actinopteri; Cichliformes; Cichlidae
Gene: mbtps2
Product: membrane-bound transcription factor peptidase, site 2
Exons: 10
Coding region: 246-1655 (469 amino acids)
Biological process (GO): membrane protein intracellular domain proteolysis; regulation of response to endoplasmic reticulum stress
Cellular component (GO): cytoplasm; membrane
Molecular function (GO): metalloendopeptidase activity
Source: RefSeq, a predicted model, not a curated record
UUGGCAGGGACAAAAGAAAGUGUCGAAGAAGAAGAAGAAGCCGGAGUUUUGUCGCGCAGUGCUGACACUCCUUCCGAUUCACGGCAUUCGUGAAAUCAAACCUUUCUGUCUGUUUGCAGUUCACCGUAAGUGACGGCAUUUUAUGGCAGCGUUGGACGCUAAUGACGGCGGCCAGCUGCGUGACAAACGGCGGGCAGAGAGAGUGAUGAAGGCGGCGCGGUGUGGAGUCCUGUAACGGCUGCACCAUGAUCCCCGUGUCCCUGCUGGUGUUUGUGAUGGCAGGCUGGUGUGCUGUCUAUCUGGCGGACACGCUGCUCAGGUCAUCGGUGACGCAUCGGAUCAGCUAUGAGUCAUGGCUCGCCAGUCGUGGCCUGAUGUUGUCUCCUUUUCACGUGAGAUGGCAAACCACCAUGUUCAACCGACUAUUUGCAUACUGCGCCCGCAUCAACCCCCGGGCUCUUUACAUGUGGUUCAACAGUGGUCUGGUGUUUGGUAUCGCUGCCAUGUUGGGCUCAGUGGUGCUGCUGAUAAGGACUCUGCAGCAGACCAUCGCUCAGAUGACCACAGACAACCCACGGAUUGGAGAUCAACAGACCCUGCAGGUGGUGGUCCCCGGUGUUAAUCUACCCACAAGUCAGCUGGCCUACUUCUUCAUCGCCCUGCUGCUCAGUGGAGUAAUACAUGAGCUGGGCCACGCUGUGGCAGCACUGAGGGAGCAAGUGCGAGUGAAUGGAUUUGGGAUGUUUGUGUUCGUAGUUUAUCCUGGUGCAUUUGUGGACCUCUUCACCACACACCUCAACCUCAUAUCACCGGCUCAGCAGCUCCGCAUCUUCUGUGCCGAUUUAUGUCUGCGUGUGUAUUUGGUCCAGAGCUCUGCAGCUGACGGUCCCAGGGGUCUGUCAGUUGGGGACAUAGUGACAGGCCUGGAAGACUGUCCCGUCAGGGGAGUGGAGGACUGGACCAGCUGCCUGUCUCACCUCGCUCACACACCACAGACGGGAUACUGCGUCCCUGUCGCCAGCCUGCAGCCCAGCUGGGCUCAUGGACGAGCUUUCAAGCGUCUGGAUGGAACGAUGGACUGCUGCAGCAACAACAGCCUGACCGACCUCUGCUUCUCUUACAUUAAAUCACAGGGCAGGAGCAGCAGAGAGAGAGAGUACGCCUGCAUGCCAGUACGUAAAAUGGUGACGGGAACGCGAGUGUGUCAUACAGAUGACGACUGUGCUGCACAUUCCCACACUGCCAGCAUUUGCGUCACGCCUUCUCUGGAGAACCAGACUCGCUUCAUCCGUGUCACACACCCUCCCAACACGCACAUGCUGUUCGUGGGAUAUCCGCCACACCUGCAGUAUGCAGUGAGUCUGACUAACUUUGUCCCUCGCUUUGGAUUCCUCCACCUGGACCUUCCUGUAUUCCUAGAAACCUUCUGCAAAUACGUGGUGUCCCUCUCUGGCGCAUUAGCAGUAGUCAACUCUGUGCCGUGCUUUGCUCUCGAUGGUCAGUGGAUGCUGAACGCCCUGCUGGAGGCCACGCUGGCCAGUGUGGUAAUAGACCGUCAGAAGCGUGAGCUGAUUGGUUUCUUCCUGCUCCUGGCAGGCAGUGCCCUGCUGGCGGCCAACGUGGCGCUGGGCCUGUGGAUGGUCACGGCACGGUAGCCACAGCGGUCAGCUGCCCCGGUGGACUGAGAUAUGUUGUCUCAGGAUGCGUUUGAGUGUUGUGGACCAUUAAACUGUGAACAGACUGCAUUACCCAGAAGCACUGCCCACCUUGUGGAGACUGUUGAGUAUAACAUCACUCUGCCUUUAAAAUUGGACCACCAGGGAAAACAACUUUAAUCCACCUUGUUGCUGCCAUAAAUCCAAAAGCACACAAACAAGUUAACAAAUGCACUUGCUGUAAAGCACUGUCCUAUGUGACUGUUUACAAAGACUGUACUGAUGAAACAUGUGUGUUUGUGUUUUUCAUUACGUUGAUUCCAAAAAUGCCAUAUUUUCCUGUGUAACUAAGCUAACCUGUGGACACAAAAACGUUUAAGGAGCUUUCUUUUGUUUUCUGGUGAAUGCAUGGCAAUAUAAUAAUCUUGAAUUCCUUAUCACUGUUGAAAAACUUUACUACCUACUGUUCAUGAAAUCAUGAAUUAUUUAAUUAAAUGAAUGGACUCCUAUCAAUUUGACCCUAUUUAAAUGGCGUCUAUCCUUCAGAUUGAUCUGGCAUUGCAGUGCGAAAAUUGCUUUCUUUUUCACUCACCUUUUCUUUAUGUGUACGUUUUAUUUUUUAUUAUAUGUCUGCCAUAUAGUUGCAAAAGUCAAUUUCUAGAAAUUGUGAAAUAAAAAUAACAGUUUUUCCUC